AUGGCUUUCAUUAAUUUGGAUGCCCGGUGCCUAUAUACUGUCCUUAUUUGUGGAUUAUUUAACUGCAUUUCAUCUUUUAAUGUUGAAAUGAAAGUUAAUCCCCCUCGGGAUUUCCAAAUAAUAGAUCUUGGAUAUUUAGGCUGCCUGUAUUUACAGUGGAGGCCUCCAUUACUUCUGGAUAAUUUUAAGGAAUGCUCAGUAGAAUAUGAACUGAAAUACCGCAACUUGGGUGGUGAACGUUGGAAGACUAUUAUUACUACUAAGCUAUAUUACAAAGAUGGAUUUGAUCUUAACAAGGGUGUUGAAGCUAAGGUACACACACUUCUAUCAGAAUGCACAAAUGGAUCGGGUUUUCAAAGUUCAUGGUCAGAAGCUACUUAUCGGACACACUUAGAAGGAAAUCUAGAAACGAAAAUUCAGGAUAUGAAUUGUAUCUAUUACAACUGGCAAUAUUUACUCUGUUCUUGGAAUCUUAGUAGUCAUGUCCCUUUGGACACCAAUUACCAUUUAUUUUACUGGUAUGAUGGCUUGGAUCGAGCAACAGAGUGUGACAAAUACAUAAUAUUUAAUGGAAAAAAUAUUGGAUGCAAGUUUCCCUACUUGAAGUCUUCAGACUAUAAAAAUUUCUACAUCUGCGUUAAUGGAUCAUCACAUUCCAUGUCUAUCAGAUCCAGCUAUUUCAUUUUCCAGCUUCAAAAUAUAGUUAAGCCAUUGCCACCAGACCACCUUGCUCUUACUGUGAAGGAUUCAAAUGAUAUCGAUCUGAAAUGGGACGUGCCCAAAGGACCCAUUCCAGCGAGGUGUUUCAUUUAUGAAAUUUUAUUAUCGGAAGACAAUUCUACCUGGGUGGUAUGA
Molecule: messenger RNA, 855 nt
Organism: Elephantulus edwardii (Cape elephant shrew)
Lineage: Eukaryota; Metazoa; Chordata; Mammalia; Macroscelidea; Macroscelididae
Product: interleukin-13 receptor subunit alpha-2-like
Exons: 6
Coding region: 1-855 (284 amino acids)
Molecular function (GO): protein binding
Source: RefSeq, a predicted model, not a curated record